This is a messenger RNA of Ostrinia nubilalis (European corn borer), 1162 nucleotides long. RefSeq names its product DDRGK domain-containing protein 1-like (gene Ddrgk1). The record is from RefSeq and is a predicted model, not a curated record. The transcript has 6 exons. NCBI's taxonomy places the organism in Eukaryota, Metazoa, Arthropoda, Insecta, Lepidoptera, Crambidae. Bases 189 to 1064 code for a protein of 291 amino acids.
AUAAGAGCGAUUGUUGUUGAUGACGUAUCGAAUUAAAAUAAUCUUAAAAUAUUUUGUGCCUCACAAUAAACAAAAAUACGCAUAAUGAUAAUAAAACCUACUAUAUUUGUGUAACCUACAGUUAUCUUUGUCAUUAACUUAACCAUUAGGUGUUUUCAGUGAUCUGUCGCAGAAAAUCUGUUACAACAAUGGAUCCAUUUAUUGUUGCUGCUAUUAUUAGUGCUAUAGUCAUAUUAGUGCUCUCUGUUGCAUUUUUAAAAGUAUGCCAAGUGAAACCACAAGCUGGAGCCAGACCAAGAGCAGCUGCAGUGCAGAGAGAUGGCGGCCCUGGCAGAGUGCAGGCAGUCAGAAACCAGCGGGCUAGGAUGAGAGCUAAUGCUGCUCGUCACCAAGUUGACCUGGCCGAUGAACCGGAAGCGGAGGAAGAAGCGGAUGACGGAAACAUGCCGGAGACUUCCGGCAAAGUUGAAUUUGAUGACAAAAUGGGUGCCAAGAAACGAGCUAAGAUGGAAGCUAAGUUAGAGAAGAAGAAGGCAAGAGAAGCUGAGGAGCAAAUGAGAGAGAUGAAAAAGAAAAGAGACGAAGAGAUGGAGGAAGAGAGACGGAAAGUAGAGGAGAAAAAGGAGGAAGAGGAACGCCAACGUGAGGAGGCUGAAAGGAAAGCAGAGGAGGAGCGUAAGAGGCGCGAGCAAGAGGAAUACGAGGCUAUGAAGGCCGCGUUCAGCGUCGACAGCGAGGGCUUCGAAGAAAAUGAGGAGCAGGACCGCGAGAGUCUGCUGCGAGACUUCAUCGAAUACAUCAAAGCACAAAAAGUCGUGCUGCUAGAAGAUUUGGCUGCACACUUCAAACUGAAGACACAAGCAGCCAUUGACAGAAUUGCAGACCUCCAAUCAUCUGGCGAUCUUACUGGUGUUAUCGACGACAGAGGGAAAUUCAUUUACAUAUCGCAAAAAGAAUUGGAAGACGUAGCGAAAUUCAUAAAACAGAGGGGGCGCGUAUCAAUAACAGAUUUAGCCGAGAGUAGCAAUGAAUUAAUUAAUCUAAACCCAGUUACAGUGUCAUAGAUUUUGCAAAGAAAAAUAUUUGUUAAUUUUAUGUGUUGAUACUUAAAAUUUUAGGAGAUUCAAUAUGUAAAAUAAAAUGAACACAUUGUUAUACAAAA